This is a messenger RNA of Macrosteles quadrilineatus (aster leafhopper), 947 nucleotides long. Its product is annotated as anaphase-promoting complex subunit 11-like. The record is from RefSeq and is a predicted model, not a curated record. Lineage: Eukaryota; Metazoa; Arthropoda; Insecta; Hemiptera; Cicadellidae. Gene Ontology annotation, biological process: anaphase-promoting complex-dependent catabolic process; positive regulation of mitotic metaphase/anaphase transition; protein ubiquitination. The transcript has 2 exons. Gene Ontology annotation, cellular component: nucleus; anaphase-promoting complex. The coding region runs from base 62 to 934 and encodes 290 amino acids. Gene Ontology annotation, molecular function: cullin family protein binding; zinc ion binding; ubiquitin protein ligase activity.
GCGGCUCCGUCAGUGUUUGUUUGACGUCGCGCCGGCUCGUAACGUAGGUUAUGUUUACACAAUGUUCAUGCCCCGCGACGUACACAGCCGUCCACGGCCACCCGUGCCUCCGCGCCCCAACAAACACAUCUUGGACGAAGCGAUCGCCAAGUCCAAGACGAAAGUGGUUUCGCCGGACGGAGUGAUAUCCGUCACUAAAAACGGAGGACCCAACUUCAAAAACGGACACCAAGCCUUGGGCCAACACGUGCACGAAAACGGCCAUCGCAGACCCACGGUGCUGUUGAUCACCAACGGCAAAACCCUGGUGCAGGACUUCCACAAGGAACCGUCACCGCCGAGGAUCAAACAUUCCGCGUGGUACGAGGUGGAGGAGAGCGGUCGUCCUGUAAAGUACUCUAGUUGUCAGAUAACUCUAGAUGGCUCUUCUUCUUCCAGCGGCAGUCCGCCUCCCCGUCCGCGGCCCAGCAUGUCCUCACUGCAAGGACUUCCUCCACUACCCAAGAGCCUCAGUGGUAUCAACCUGAUGGACAGUGUUAAAGUGUCUACCCCCGUGGUGCAAGACUCUCCUAGAAGUUCUACGACGCAUCAGCUAAGGAUACCUUCUACACCGCCGCCGCCGCCUCCUAGUGAGCCCAAGAAACAGUUACCCCAGAGGAAGAUGACUACCCUGGACACCCAGCUGGCGAUCCUCAGGAAGGAGAUGUUCAGUCUUCGAGAGCUCGAUCUGUCACUACUAUCUCAGUUGUGGUCACUCAACGAGUCUAUUCAAGAGUUUCGUCAGAUGCAAGAGGCUUUCUCUCCACCCUCCCCUUCGUCAGAUGUUGAGGACGAUGUCAUAUACUCCAACUUGAGCGCUCUCCCAGAGCAUCAAGCCUACCCAUUGUCCAGCAGUUCCUCUCGAUCAAGCACUAUGGACCUUGGUGACGUGUAAGAAGAUUGUUGUG